AUGGCUCGCCGCCAGCGAGUGGAGGCUCGAGAGAUGGCCGCACUGGUGACAAGGCUGUCACUUGCUCUAGCUGCGCUCCUGUCUGGAUGCGCGGCGCAGCCGGGCAUCAGGUUCGGUUACUACGACAAGACGUGCCCGGGAGCGGAAAGGAUCGUGUUCAGGGAGACGACGAGGAUCGUCAGGGCGUCGCCGGACCUGGCCGCGUCCCUGCUCCGGCUGCACUACCACGAUUGCUUCGUGCAGGGCUGCGAUGCAUCUGUGCUGCUCGACUCCGCAGACGGGAGCCCCACGGAGAAGGAUGCCAUACCCAACGAGAGUCUCCGAGGCUUCGACGCCGUCGCGCGGGUCAAGGACAAGCUCGAGAAGGCGUGCCCGGCCACCGUCUCCUGCGCCGACCUCCUCGCGCUCAUGGCACGAGACGCCGUCGUUCUGAGCAAAGGCCCAUCCUGGCCCGUGGCGCUCGGCCGGAGGGACGGCCGGACGUCCCGCGCCGAAAACUGCGGCGAGCUGCCGCCGCUCUACGGAAACAUCACGGUCAUGAUCGAGGUGUUCGCGGCCAAGGGCCUCGAUGUCAAGGACCUCGUCGUGCUCUCGGCCGGGCACACGCUUGGGAAGGCGCACUGCUCAUCCUUCGCCGACCGCCUCUACAAUGGCAGCAUCCGCAGCACCGACCCGACCCUGGACGGAAGGUACGCCGAUAGGCUGAGAAUGCGCUGCCGCGGCCCCAGCGAUAGCAGCGCGGCAGCAGAGAUGGACGCCGGUAGCUGCGGGACAUUCGACACGAGCUACUAUCGGCAGGUGGCCAGGAGGCGCGGGCUGCUCCGGUCGGACGCCGGCCUCAUGGAGCAUCCCUUCGCCGGUGCCUACGUCCGCCGCGCCGCCACUGGCAGGUACGACGGGGAAUUCUUCCGGGACUUCCGCGUCUCCAUGGCCAAGAUGGGCGCCAUCGGCGUGCUCACCGGCAACCAAGGGAAGAUCAGGACCAAGUGCAACCUUGUCAACUGA
Molecule: messenger RNA, 1005 nt
Organism: Triticum turgidum subsp. durum (durum wheat)
Lineage: Eukaryota; Viridiplantae; Streptophyta; Magnoliopsida; Poales; Poaceae
Source: the annotation of a GenBank genome assembly